Molecule: messenger RNA, 555 nt
Organism: Rattus rattus (black rat)
Lineage: Eukaryota; Metazoa; Chordata; Mammalia; Rodentia; Muridae
Product: 60S ribosomal protein L21-like
Exons: 1
Coding region: 33-515 (160 amino acids)
Biological process (GO): translation
Cellular component (GO): ribosome; cytosolic large ribosomal subunit
Molecular function (GO): structural constituent of ribosome
Source: RefSeq, a predicted model, not a curated record
CCGGGGCACCCACCUUCCAGUAACUCGCCAAAAUGACGAACACAAAAGGAAAGAGGAGGGGUACUCGGUAUAUGUUCUCUAGACCUUUUAGGAAAAAUGGAGUCGUUCCUUUGGCCACAUACAUGCGAAUCUACAAGAAGGGUGAUAUUGUAGACAUCAAGGGAAUGGGCACUGUUCAAAAAGGAAUGCCCCAUAAGUGUUACCACGGCAAAACUGGAAGAGCCUACAAUGUCACCCAGCAUGCCGUGGGCAUCGUUGUAAACAAGCAGGUUAAAGGCAAGAUUCUGGCCAAGAGGAUCAAUGUGCAGAUUGAGCACAUCAAGCACUCAAAGAGCAGAGACAGCUUCCUGAAGCGGGUGAGGGAGAACGAUCAGAAGAAAGAGGAAGCCAAAGAGAAGGACACCUGGGUUCAGCUGAAGCGCCAGCCUGCACCACCCAGAGAAGCCCACUUUGUGAGGACUAACGGAAAGGAGCCUGAGCUGCUGGAGCCCAUUCCAUACGAAUUCAUGGCCUAAGGUACACAAAGGAAACAAAGGACCUGGACUGCAAAGUCAA